AUGGAGAACACAGAGUUGGUUGACCAUGUUUUUCACAGGACCCCAACGAGAAACGCAAUUCAUUGCCACAGCUCGUGUGUAGAUGACUGUCGAUGUUUGUCGUUCAACUACAAGGAAAAUAACGAAGGAAACGUUUGCGAGUUGAAUGAAGGCAGCCACUUUAUAAACCAGACCUCUCUCAAAAGUUCUCCUGGGUCGCGUUAUUACAACCUUCGAAGGGAAUUCAGCCAGAAGGUAUAAUAGUUGUAAAACUCUCAAUUCUCAAUUUUCUUCGUCACAUGUGUACGGAAUAGACUCGCUAAAAGUUUUCCUCGCGUUAGUCACUUUUCUAUUAAACGCAAAGUUUUCAAACACCGAGUACUGCUGGUCCUUUUUGGGCAUUGCCUGAUGAAGGCAAGCACGUCGCGAUCAAGAACAAAAUGUUUUAGUUUGCUUUUGUUUUUACUUUAUCGUGAGACAAACAAGCUUUUAAUACAACUAACUUCACCUAAAUCAGUCAUGUUUGCUUAAUAGUCAAUAAUGGAAUUAUUUGAUGGGCAAUUCCUAUACCUGGCUUUUUAACAUUGAUUCUAAAAAGUAAGCCAUUGAUAUAACCAAUGGUAAUGAACCCAUUUUUAAGCAGUCAAUGUCAUAACUGUUUUUCAAUGGAAUAUCGCGUAAAUGUAUUAUAAAUUGUAUAAGCCUGGUUAUAUUGAGAAAAUCCUAUUAACUGAGUGUGGGCGAAUUGUCACAUCUAAUUGGAAAGAAAAAAAUGGCUUAUUUUUUAAAGUCGCAAUAAAAAAAACCAAACUAACUAACUAACACACUGCUUCAAAUGUGUGAUAUUUAUUCUCAUUAUUUUUCAAACGUUUCUAUUAGCUGGAAGAUCUGUGCAAGCUUUAAGCUUGUUACAGUUUUUCCCAGGAGAUCUUAAUUCUAAAAUGUAGUUUGUGGGUGACUGCUUUUCAUCUCAAAAUAUGCUUCUUUGUUAUUAUGACUUGAUUUCGUCUUAAAAGUAUGCCUAACAAUUUCAAAACAAGUCAUACCUUAUACUAAUUACCUUUCCGCUAUAAAUAAUUAAUUAAGCAUUUUCGAGAAUGAAUUUUUUCCAAACAAUUCUUCCAAUGCUGCAAAGUGGGUCAUUUUGCAUUGCACUAGAAAACGGCGUCUCCGGUCAUUUGGCCCAGGACCAAUUCAUAUUCGAUAAUCGUGCACCUAAAAAUGUAAAAACAGGGAAGAUUUUUGAAUUUAUUAGGCAUUCUGAUAUGGCAAAAAUGCCUCUAAAUUUGGAAUCCUUUUUGUCCAAUGGAAUGGUGGUCGGAAGCAGCUGGUCCCUCCAUGUAAGGGAACCCGGAUUUCAGAAUCAGGGAAAUUUGGAAAUUUGGGCUUUGGAAUCCGGAAUACCACUAACGAUUGGAAACUGGAAUCCAAGUUCCACCGUCAAAGUCCGGAAUCCAGUUCCUGGAAUCCGGAAUCCACAGCUUGGAAUCUACAAUUCAAUACGUUUUUGAAUUCCCUUACAUCAGAGGCACCCAACGAGAAUAUGGUUCAAAACCACUUAAACAUAGCAUUGUUAAACGUAUUUUAGUAUUUUAACGGUGGAUAUGGGCAUAUUUUUAUCCCCUAUAAAUUUUUCAUCUGUUCGGAAUUCCUAACUGAAAGUCUAGUGAUCCGAAAAUUAUAGGGAUCAAAACUUACCUGUUCGAAAAUUUCAGCCAAAAAAAAGGCUCCCGAAAAUUCUAGGUGACCUUUUUAGGGUAAAAAUCCGUUGAAAAUGGGCAACUUUACCAUUUCUUAGAUGUUCGAAAAUGCUAGGAGAGGCAGGCAAGCAAAAAAAUUUACAACAAAUGUUCCGAAAAUUCUAGAUCUCAAAUCGUCUUCCGAAGAGAUAUUUUUCCGAAAAUUGUCGUUGGGUGCCCCUGUUACAUGGGGCGAAGCUGGCGUGAUAUUGUGCUUCGUUUCAUGAUAUACGUUAACCAGGACAAAUAAAGUGACCAUCUUACUGCUAGGAACUAGCCACCUGAGCCUGGCUAGCCUGCGAAUAUAGAGCUCUCGAUCCCGUGGCGGGCUGCAUAGGUUAAUUAACGUUCAUUUUUGUGUAGGGUAUCACAUGAUUUCGUGCGCAAUUAAGAAUAAACAUUGUGGUCUUUGAAAAAUUUACAAGUGCUCAUUUAUCCCAAAUUGCACGAAAAAAAGGGGGGAAAUGUGAUAAAAAAUUAAAGCAAGAACAAAAAAACACUAAUCUGAUAACGAGCGCUUUUUUAAUCUCGCUCUGUUUGACCCACUCUCUCUUUGAAAAGAAGGCGAUAUAUUUUGGAAACAGUAUUUAUAGAACUGUGAAAGGUUUGAACCCAGGAGUCAUUUCAAAAAAAUAUAGGUUGAGUUUGAUCGUCCGGGUGAACAUAGUCCUGAAUAGGUGUUGACAGUGACUGACGUUUCGACAAGCUGUGCGGUAGUCAUCCUCAGAGUCAAAGUGAGUUGUAUCACGUCAGUUGAUGGUAUUAUACUCUGGUUAUUGAUCUGAUUGGUCAAUUACGUCGUGAUGUUAUUGGUCGUCUGUCAGUUAAGCCGUGAUGUCAUUGGCUAUAUGAAGACUCGUAAUCAAUAAUAGGUGUGUUUCGAUCCGUCUAUUGUCACAGUUAAACAGUCUUCUGUUGUUAGUCAAAUUGUCAUUCUCUCGUAGUUAGUUUUGCUUGAUCUCGUCAAUAAGUCGUAUGUACGGCGCUGGUAACUGUUGGCUACGAUUCAGUGGCGUUUGUUCUAAGUUAGUAAACGUCGAAAGAUUUCAUUCUGCAACUAUCAUCAGACAUCUUAUGCAAUAUGUACAGCGUCUCAGGGUCAGUUAUUGACGUUUCGUCUUUAAAUGGUGCUCAGCAAUGUGAUUGUUGACGUCACCAUUCUUCGUAGCUCGUUUGUGUUCGGUCAGUCGCGUGCUUAGGUUUCUGCCGGUUUCACCAAUGUAAGAAUAAAAUUAUAGAAUAAAAUUCACGGGCCAGACGAAAUGAAUACACAUAAAAAGUCACUCUCAUUUGUCAGACUGCCAAGUAAUAAAAAAAUUAAGGUUUUCUUUUUUUUUUCUCGGCUGGUGUCUAGUACAUAGAUUGGCGUAAAUGUGCACUACGCAUAUAAAACUUCCAGGCUGGCAUAUUCGAAGACAUCUUACAGCUGCAUGUUAACUAUGCAUUAUUACACUUUGAUUUCCACUUUUUUAGAAUCACCAUGCGAAGUCAUGUGAUGGUGAUGUCACGUGCGUCAAUGGCUGCUGCAAGAAGAAUCCUUGUCAAAAUGGGGGAGCAUGCGCAGAAAUUUGUGAGCCCACGAGUGUUCGGUACAACUGUUCUUGUCCUGAAAAGUUUAUUGGCAGACACUGUGAGUUUGAAAGAAAAAGCUGCCAGGCCUAUAAAACGGCAGGAGAAACGAGUUCUGGAUUGUACACAAUCAUUGAUGACAGCAAUCAAUCCUUCCAAGUGUUCUGUGACUUUGCCUCUGAGCCUGGGUUUGCAUGGAACUUGAUUCAGUCGUUCAGAUUGUCCCAAACACAGGUAAACACUCACUCGUAUGAUUACAGACUGAAUUGGACUCCACUCAGUCCUAUUACCAUUAUUAUAUAAACCUAGUGCUUUUUUGACGUUCUCGUUGCCGUUGCCGCCGUCGGAUCUUAAGGUCCCUUCAAAAUUAAGGACACUUCAUUGGAAAUCGUCAGAUUAAGUCAGUUCUUUUGUUAAAGUAGGUUUUUAACAUUUUGAAUAAAUGAAUAAAUAAUUAUAUAUUAAAGUAAAUAAAAGCGAGGUCACGAGGACAAUAGAGGUGACUUCAAUUCGGUUUUUCUUUUUUGAUUUCUAGAAUAUUAUCUUUUCUGGCUACACCAAUGCUAUCAGCGACGAUCAACCAAACUGGCAUGCGUACCUGAUACACCCUAUCUAUCUUGUGUGGCUUAGAACCCAGUCCACUCACUGGCGAGCUACUUGUCGCUAUGAUACCAACGGGGUUGUGUACACGGAUUACAUGAGAACAUCCCUUGCAAACUGCGAUAUAAUUACCUUGCCGGAAGGUACUCCUCCUAAUAUUUGCUUCCAGUUCGAAUUCAUUAACAUCCGGGGACACGAAUGCUUUAACUGUACGGCACCUCUCUGGAAUUCCCCUGCUUUACAUACAGACACUGGCCUCACUUUUUGCGAAUUAAACGCAACAGAAGGGGCAGUUGCUAGUGAAGAUAACUUUGGUUUGUAUUCCUCUGCAAAUCCGUUACACCGCUGUUCUUCAGGUCCCAACUCUACAACUAAGUUCUGGUUGGGAGGACAGUAA
Molecule: messenger RNA, 4284 nt
Organism: Porites evermanni
Lineage: Eukaryota; Metazoa; Cnidaria; Anthozoa; Scleractinia; Poritidae
Source: the annotation of a GenBank genome assembly